CUCACAAUUCAACAGCUGCACAGAGAGAUUUGCAAACAUUGAAUAAGAACAAAAUGACCGACAAUUGUAGCAAGGUGAACUAAUUUGGCUAGCUGCUAUUAUUAAUCAAUUAACUAGAUUAGCGACAGGACAUAAUACGCAGUUUAUAUAACUUAUACAUAAUUUCGAUGAAUUGAAAGUUUACCUGGAAAGCCUGAAUUGGAAUCUACUUACUAACUUCCCUGGAUGAAUCACUGAUAAUCUUCCACAAUGAUAUUCAGAAACGUCAUCCAGUAACUCCUUACUUAUAGAAUACUCAAGUAUAUAGAUCAAUUGCACAACUUUUGAGGAAAUGCCAACUCACCCGUUGUUGCCAUAUGUGGAAAGUACUGAUGGACUUGGACAAGACAUUCUAAAUAUUAGUAGUGGUGCUAGCAUGCCAGGGGCUGGCUCCAGCAUGACUCCUCACAGUACCACCAUCACUAACAAAGCCGAGGCUCAGCCCGAGGGAAGCCUGCUGGAAGCCCUGGACUGCAUGUUUUGUGACCAGACCUUCACACACCAAGAUGACCUGGGCCCACACGUCCUGACCCAGCACCCCACAACACUGUUCGAACCAGCCGUUCUGCGUGUGGAGGCUAAGUUCUUGAUCCCAGGUGAGAGGGCCCGGUCCAAACCCAGUUUGCCAUCUGUAAAGGAGGUGGUGUUUAGCUGCGUUGUAUGUGAUCAGGCCACAGAGGGUGCCAGCGAGCUGGAGAGCCACAUGAGGACGCACAAGGACUGUUUCACUUUUCACUGUAACCUUUGUGGCCGUCGGUUCAAGGAACCCUGGUUUCUCAGGAACCAUAUGAGGUUCCAUAAGGCUAAGGCCCAGCAGAACCUGGACGGUCCAGUUAUUAUCAAUGAAGUCAUCCAAGACCAAGUCCCAGCACCCAUAAUCACGCCUUACAAAAUGUGCUUUACCUGUGGCUUCUUUUUCCCCGAUAAAGACCGUUUGGUGGAACACAGCAAAGUACAUAGUAAAGAAUUAGAGGCUGAUGAAGACCGAGAGAAGGAUAGACAGGGAGAUCCCCUCAGUCAACAAGGUUUUUUACAGGCCCUCAACCUUCGCCCCCUCUCUGAGGAAAGUAGUAUGACACCAGAGAGACCCUCCAGGUGGAUUGCCCAACUAGACCCUUUCAACACCUACCAGGCCUGGCAGCUUGCCACCAAGGGAAAGAUAGCAGUUGGUCCAAGUGUGGCUAAAGACGUAGGCCUAAUCCAAGACCACAGCUCUGACAACGAGGACUCUGGCUCAGAUAAAGAACUGACAAACAUCUGGUCAGAAGGCCAAGAAGGUGACAACAAGGGUGUUAAAGACGACUUGGGUAGAGAGCUGAGAUCCAGACAGACUGCAGGAGAGACCCCAUCACCAGAGCCUGAUCAGAAGUCAAGUCGAAAUGACAAGCCUACGCACUGUGAGGACUGUGGGAGGACGUUCAGGACGUACCACCAGCUUGUUCUCCACUCCAGGGUGCACAAGAGGGAGAGGGGUGAGGGGGAGAGCCCCACCGCCUUCAUUGAUGGCAAGCUCUCCAGAGCAGGGUCCCCCAGAGAGGAGGGGUCUGAAGACGGGUCAGAGGACGGAGCACCGGGAGACGCCUUCUAUUCGGUUAAAAAUGAAGAUGGAUUUGAUCGAAUGAAGGCGAAACAUCUUGUGUCCUCCAGGGAAUGUAGUUACUGUGGCAAGACAUUCCGUUCCAGCUAUUACCUCAACAUUCACCUCAGGACGCAUACAGGUGAAAAACCAUACAAAUGUAUAUACUGUGACUAUGCUGCAGCCCAGAAAACCUCACUGAGAUAUCACUUGGAUAGACGUCACAAGGACAAACCUUACACUGACAUCCCCAAUAAGCCUGUGAUAUCAGUGCCAUCUCCCAGUGAGAAAGAAUUAACCAGAAACAGAGAAGACAAAAGGGUCCCCAACCGAUCCAAACUAUGGCCAACUCCCAAUGUCAGGCCUGCAACCAAACCUUGUGCCAAUGAGAAACCAGAGGAUAGAUUUAAUAGCAUCGGUGCCAAGCUUGCCAGCCCACUUGCUCAAGUGAAUGCUGAGUAUGGGAAAUUGAUUUCUACAGCUGUUUACUCCUCUUCUGCAGAUGAUGCACACAUAAAACACCUCGUACCUGUUAACCUGAAGAUGGAAGGAAACGAGACAAAACGCCUCGUACCUGUUAACCUGAAGAUGGAAGGAAACGAGACAAAACGCCUCGUACCUGUUAACCUGAAGAUGGAAGGAAACGAGACAAAACGCCUCGUACCUGUUAACCUGAAAAUGGAAGGAAACGAGACAAAACGCCUCGUACCCGUUAACCUGAAGAUGGAAGGAAACGAGACAAAGCGCCUCGUACCCGUUAACCUGAAGAUGGAAGGAAACGAGACAAAGCGCCUCGUACCCGUUAACCUGAAGAUGGAAGGAAACGAGACAAAACGCCUCGUACCUGUUAACCUGAAGAUGGAAGGAAAGGAAAUAAAAGACGAGGGCUUCGACGCCCCAUUAAAUUUGUCCUUAAAAGUGUCACUUUCCAGCUCUGCCUCCGUAAUACCAAGGAAUACGUUGAUUUCCAGUGUCUGUUCGUCCUGUGCCUUCAGCACUCUGUACCCAGAGGUCCUGCUCAUGCACAAGAAGCUGCUUCACAAGGAGAAGUCCGACACAAACAAGAAGAACAGAAGUGUAAAACUGAAGCGUUACACUGGCUGCCCCCCUGCCCUCGAGGGCAAAGAUGUCAUCCCCCUGCCUCCUGUAGACCGGAGACACCCUCGCCGGACCAAAUCACCAACCCCCCAGCCUCCUGGAAAACCUACAGGAAAGACUCACCCCUCCAACCCUCCUCAUGGGCUUAAACGCUCUCUCACCAAUGAACCCCGUAAGGAGAUGGGAGCCCCGGGACCGGAUAAUCAGCGGUACAGGAUGAUGACGCCACCUAGCACCAGCCAGGGCCAUUCCAGGUUUACAGAGCCAGCAGAACAAUCCAACACCAACGGUAGAAAAGAUGGCAAACCUGUAGUGGAGAGACCAAGGCAGAGCCCAUCGGACAGCAGAGUGGCAAGCGGCUUAAGAAGUGGCCCAGUGAGGAACGGUAGCGGUGUAAUCUGGCCCUCAGAUGCUGCCAGGCUGUGCCUCUCCAGCCGGUUCGGUAGUCUGCCCCCGAUCGACUUUGGUGGUGAACCCUCCAGUAAGAGACAGAGAUACUCUGGGCUCCCCGGAAGGGAAACGGACACUAUUGAUACUGGCUUUAGGAUGGAGGACAGGUACAACAGACUGCUGCCCUCAGGAAGAAAUGGAGCCUCUCCCUCUAACAGGCCACAGGCCUAUGCCCCAGUCAAAGCGUCCAACCCUCCAGCCUCUGCAAGCAGCAGCAGUAUGGAGACUGACUGGAAUAUGAUCAACAUCCUCCGCUCCUACACCCCCAGUGACCUGGCCUCCCUCUACCAUCCUGCUGUGGCUAACCCCAGUCAUGGAGUGCUGACCAACACAAGAGGCAGUAGGCCAUUACUCUACCCAGCUAGUAUGCUACAGAGGAGAGCCUAUUCCAGCCCCAUCAAUAAUGAACGCAGUGGACCCACUGACGAAAGUACUUAACUGUUCUAAUGGUAGGCUAUUGUUCUGGUUGACUUCACCGGCCAUGUUGUAAGUAACUUUGGCUGUCUUAAGUUUUGUGUUGAGAUAAAUAGGAUACAUUUUAUCGCCUUCUGUAGGUUUGAAAUACACUGAGAAGUUCAUGGUACAACCAUCUUCUUUUGAAAGCUUACCUGGAGGAAAGGCCUGACCCAUAGAUGACCUACCCCCACUGAUCUAAACACAUCUAUCUAAUACAACAGAGUUUAGGUUGUAUGCAUUGACCAAUGACUUUGAAUAUCAUAUUGGUAUGGUUGCACUAGAUAAAACAUGUAUAAAGGAGAAAAGUGUUAAGAGGAUAAGUUACCUUUUGUUUGUUAAUAUGCUGCUCUGUCUGAUAUGACGUACAGUCAGCAAUCAAAGGACCAUGUUUUUGUCAAAGCACUGAUGUUGGAUAGGGUUUUAUCUGACAUAAAGCUUGACGUCUUAGUUUACAAAACAAAAGCUGUAUGUUGACGUAUCCUGCCUCAAACUCAGUUUAUAGACUGUUGACGCUAAUAGUAGGCAGUUAUUUUUGUGAUGAUAUGAAGCUGCUGUAGCUAUCAUGUCUACUAUUGAGCCAGUGCAUUUUGGAGAGUUGGGAGCAAAUGUCUGAUGUGCCUAUAAGUAGUUAUUCACUGGAUAAACAUUAUGAUCAGAGCCUGAAGCCAGGGAUUCUUGCUACUGGGAAUUCUGUGAAAUGUACAUAGAAAAGGCUGCUGGUUCUGUUCUGCCUAUAGAUUCCUCACAACCGACUAUGCUGUAACAGUGGUAAAACAUGGACCAAAUAUCAAGAGAAUAUCUGAGGGAUUCAACUUUUUGUGUGCAAAAAUACUGUUCAGAUGUUCUUUUUUUAGACCGACUGUUCUUCCAUACAGUAUUCAGGACUCUGUUCAUGUUAUGCAGGAUCUUAAGAUGGUUAUUAAGUAUUUUGCCUCAGGUUGGGUUGUGUUAACUUGUCUGCCUGCUUUGUCACUGGUUUUUCUGCAGCUGUGGUCUACUACUUGUUGAUUCUGUAUAUAAGUCAGGGAGCGCAGAGUGAAAGCCUUACUGCAGGAAUAGCUCAACAUUGUACACUGAAGAAAAAAUGGUCUCAGGUUUCAGAACUCAAUUUGAUUUGACCUCUAUCAUUCUACUUAAUUUAUGCAUGAACUGUUACAAAUUAAUGCACAUGAUGUGGGAAGCGUUCUGAUAUUUUCAAGUAAUUUGGGUACAUCAGACUUCUGUUAUUUCAUAUUUUUGCUGUUAUAAUUAUUUGGGUGUUUUAUUUAUUUCUGUUAAUGUUUUGUUUUCUACAUGUGUGAGCAAUGUAAAAAGUGAAAUAUUGUUUAAGAGUUGUAUGACCAUUACCAUAUAAUAAAGAGUGAAUGACAUUUGGUGCAUAGACGAGUAGUGUUAUAAUAUUUGCUUGUGCUGUUUGAGAAUUUCUACAGUUAUCUUUCCAAGUGUUACUAUAGGCCUACCACCUUCCUGUUUAUGUAACCUUGAAACAACUUUUGAAACUUUUUUUCGUCACUGGAAAUUGACAAUUUCAGAUUUCAGUAUUAGCCUAGGUAAUUCUUGUGACUGAUACUGGAGUUAAAAUUACUGCGAUUUGAGAUGCAAUGCUAUGUCUGCCUAUGCUGCUCUACUGUACUUUAUACAAUAUGCUUUCCCCAAGUGUGGUUUACAUUAGCCUAAUAAAUGAUAGCCAUGUCAAUACA
Molecule: messenger RNA, 5319 nt
Organism: Coregonus clupeaformis (lake whitefish)
Lineage: Eukaryota; Metazoa; Chordata; Actinopteri; Salmoniformes; Salmonidae
Product: zinc finger protein 217
Exons: 5
Coding region: 332-3601 (1089 amino acids)
Biological process (GO): regulation of DNA-templated transcription
Cellular component (GO): nucleus
Molecular function (GO): DNA-binding transcription factor activity, RNA polymerase II-specific; RNA polymerase II cis-regulatory region sequence-specific DNA binding
Source: RefSeq, a predicted model, not a curated record